UCAUUCAUGCCGGCUGCAGAGUGGAACGCCGCUCUGCGAGCUCCCCGGCCCCCCCUGUGCGAGACGGUACUUCCGCUUCCUGCCCCAUUGUUGCAGAGCGAUGGCGGCGCGGGCUGGUUUCCAGUCGGUGACUCCGGGGGGAUCCGGGCCCGCGGCGGCCGCGCUAGUCCCUGGGACGCCCGGCCCAGCUGUGAGAAUGGGCCCCGCCCCGGGACAAGGGAUGUACCGCUCCCCAAUGCCUGGAGCAGCUUACCCGAGGCCAGGAAUUCUUCCAGGCAGUCGAAUGACACCUCAGGGACCAGCUAUGGGACCUCCAGGCUAUGGAGGGAGCCCUGCUGCUCGACCAGGCAUGGCUCAGUCAGGCAUGGACCAGUCCCGCAAGCGACCUCCACCUCAGCAAAUACAGCAAGUGCAGCAACAACAGGCAGCUCAAAAUAGGAACCACAGUACUAAGAAGAAGAAGAUGGCGGAUAAGAUUCUACCUCAGAGGAUUCGGGAGCUUGUACCUGAAUCUCAGGCUUAUAUGGAUUUGUUGGCUUUUGAGAGGAAAUUGGAUCAGACAAUUAUGAGGAAACGUCUUGAUAUUCAGGAAGCCUUGAAAAGACCGAUCAAGCAAAAACGGAAACUCCGUAUCUUUAUAUCGAACACUUUUAACCCGGCAAAGUCUGACGUUGAGGAUGGAGAGGGGACCGUGGCCUCAUGGGAGUUGCGUGUAGAAGGUCGGCUUCUUGAAGAUGCAGCUUUGUCCAAAUAUGAUGCUACCAAACAGAAGAGGAAGUUUUCAUCCUUUUUCAAGUCUCUGGUCAUUGAACUAGACAAGGACUUGUAUGGACCUGAUAACCAUCUGGUGGAGUGGCACAGAACGCCGACCACACAGGAGACAGACGGGUUUCAGGUCAAACGACCAGGAGACGUAAAUGUGCGCUGCACUGUGCUGCUGAUGCUGGACUACCAGCCUCCUCAGUUUAAGCUGGAUCCCCGGUUGGCUCGUCUUCUUGGGAUCCACACGCAGACUCGCCCGGUUAUUAUCCAAGCCCUAUGGCAGUAUAUUAAAACACACAAACUUCAGGACCCACAUGAACGAGAGUUUAUAAUCAGCGACAAGUAUUUACAGCAGAUAUUCGAAUCUCAAAGGAUGAAAUUUUCCGAGCUUCCUCAGCGACUCCAUGCCCUCCUCAUGCCUCCGGAGCCUAUCAUAAUUAAUCACGUCAUCAGUGUGGAUCCCAAUGACCAGAAGAAGACGGCGUGUUAUGAUAUUGAUGUUGAGGUGGAUGAUACCUUGAAAACCCAGAUGAAUUCCUUCCUGUUGUCUACGUCCAGCCAACAAGAAAUUGCAGCUUUGGAUAACAAGAUCCACGAGACUAUUGAAACUAUUAAUCAGCUGAAGAUUCAGAGGGAAUUCAUGUUAAGCUUUGCACGUGACCCUCAAGGAUUCAUCAACGACUGGCUACAGUCUCAGUGCCGUGACCUCAAGACAAUGACCGACGUUGUGGGCAAUCCAGAAGAGGAGCGCAGAGCAGAGUUUUAUUUCCAGCCAUGGGCUCAGGAAGCCGUAUGUCGGUACUUCUACUCCAAGGUGCAGCAAAGACGUCAGGAGUUGGAGCAAGCCCUGGGGAUUAGAAACACAUAAAACUAGUUCUGGCCAAAUAGAAUCUGCCUAUGGAUGUAUUUAAUGGGGUGUUCUUCAUUGCAAACAUUUCAGCAUCUUCUCGAGGCUUUAGGAAGCUGCUGUAGAGUGUUAUUGAGGCCUCUACCAAAUGACUGACAAGUGGAAUAACGACACACUUAUAGUGCUAUUUAUACUGGUCCCAGAGGAUACAUUUAAGGCCAGGAAAUAUUUUGAGGGCUGACUUCUAAUAUACCUUGAAGGAUCAAGUAUUUUUAUCCUUUCCCCCUUAUGUGUUUGUUUUUUUAUGUUAUAUUCGUCACGUUUAACCUCCUAUUCUCUCUCACGGAUGGAAAAAAUAUCAACAAAAAAUAAAAUCUGUAGGCCUUGUCUAGUCGGUUACUCUUAUCGUGCUCCUGAUGUAUAUGUAAAGCAGCUUUUCAUGUUUAUUCAUGGACAUAUACUGCAUAGACCUUUUAAAGUGUAUAUCGGCUAUACCGUGGAGGAAGCCAUUUUUGUGAGCUGGGCCUGUGUUUAUGGAUGCAGCCUUUCAGUUCUUCAGGAACUAAAAUAUGAACUCACAAAGUGUCUGCUUCCACUGUGUUUAAGUACACUUUUACAAACUACAUUAACUAAAUAUAAGAGCACUGCUGAAAUAGUCUUCAGGACUGUCAUUUAGAGAUUAUCAAAGACAUAUUUACCUGUGCUGUCUUACAUAGGUAUACUGAAUAAAGUUAGUGGCCCACAUAACGUGGGUCUAUUUGUUUGUUUUUUGUUUGUUUUUUAAGUGGAAAUGGUUACAUAUUUUUGGACUGAGAAAUCAGUCUGUAGAUUUCAUUAAUGAAGGACUGUUUACACAGCAGAGUGUACAGUAACAUAUUACAGCAUAUGCAGUCUGAAGAAUGGGCUCUAGAUAUGCUGCUUUGCUCUCCGGGAUACAUCCCUAGAAGCUCUCCAAUCUCCCUCACUGAAUGUGCCCUGAGCACCUCUAUUCUCAUAAGAUGUAGCCUUUUUUAUUUUUAAACGGAUUAUGGUUUUGAUGGACCAAAAUAUUGUUUUGUAUCUUGUAGUCAUUGCCAAGUUUUAAUAAAAGCAAAUUCUGACUAA
Messenger RNA from Pseudophryne corroboree (corroboree frog), 2713 nucleotides. RefSeq names its product SWI/SNF related, matrix associated, actin dependent regulator of chromatin, subfamily d, member 1 (gene SMARCD1). Gene Ontology annotation, biological process: regulation of transcription by RNA polymerase II. The record is from RefSeq and is a predicted model, not a curated record. NCBI's taxonomy places the organism in Eukaryota, Metazoa, Chordata, Amphibia, Anura, Myobatrachidae. The transcript has 13 exons. Bases 101 to 1630 code for a protein of 509 amino acids. Gene Ontology annotation, cellular component: SWI/SNF complex; nucleus. Gene Ontology annotation, molecular function: transcription coregulator activity.